AUGGCCCGACCUUACGACCCCCCUUCUCACAUUCCACCCUUCGUGAAACCGAUCAUUCCUUACAUCAGGACCCGUCAGGAAGCUCUCCGCAUCCGUCAGGUGUUGACAUUAUACCUACGCUCGUUCAUCGUGUUUCGCGACGAGACAGACCAGCCAUGUCACGCCCAAUCCCAUCUCUCCCUGUGUGCGCCAGCCGACAACGUCGUGGAUGUCAAGCGCAUCCCGGCCGACUUUCCGGGACUUCGAAAAGAAUUUCUCGAGGCGCUAAAAACCAAUUUUGCUGCUCGAAAGGAGUUUCAUGCUGUGUCUGAUGAUGUGGCCGCGCUCCGACGUCAACUGAUGUCUAAGAAUCGCCCCUCGGAACCUGUCGAUCCCCAAGACCUCAGCGGGGACAUGCGAGAUUAUCUUCAAUUGCUGCGCGAUCGGCGGCGCCAUACCAAACUCCGAGUAUUCCAGCACUACCUAGAAGAAUUGAAAGCAAAGGAAGCGGGUGAGCCAGAAUUAAUGGGUAUGGGAGAGAGCUCCGAUCAGCAAUUACUGCUCUCUGAAGACUUGCAUACAAAUAAUCCUGAUCGCCAGCGUUCGGAUACCGAUCUAGAGGGAUUAGUCCACCGACUUGAGAGAGCAGUGGUGCGGGCUCGAGCACAAUUGGAUCGAGAGAAACAGCUGUUUGAAAAAGCUAAGGCGCAACAUAAUUCAAGGACCAAUGAGUUGCCUAGUGAGGCUGCCGCAGCAGCCAAAGCCCGUGCAUUACAGCGGACCCGUGAUGAACUGGUGCAGUGGGUUGAGGAACGCCUGGUUCCCGAGGGUGAUCCGGAGGAGAGCAUGAUACAGGAUCUCUCGGCCGAGGAAAUUGAGGAGACGCAGCGCGUUCUCGAACACCAAAAAACUGAAAUCACGGAGCAGUACAAUGCCUACCUCCAUGCUCGUCGAGACCUUCUCGAUGCCGCUUCUAGGGCCUGCCAGCCAGUGACUGCGACUUCGAAACCACCAUCGCGACCCAAUUACAAAACCGACAAUGUCCCCGAAGAAGGACCACCACCGAAUUCAUUGGACGUUCUGUCCUAUGCGAACGAGGUCCUUGUACCCCUCUCCAAAACACACAAAGCUCUAGCACUCCAAAGAUCCUACUUAUCUGGACUUCUCACAAAAGAGAAAACUACGGCUCUCCGCGCCCUUCAUCGCCUCUCCGACGAAAGCCACCUCCUCCCCGAAUACCCCAUCUUGUCCCGACAGCCACGCUUCAAGCAUGCUGUGGCGGCUCUGAGCUCCCGAAAUCUAUCCUCGACCUCUGACCAGAAUCCGCCCGACGAAGUUGUGAGCCUCGCCGAGGCGUGGGCAUUUGCAUCCAAUGCCGCGGGAACGAAUGAGCGGGAAUACGUGCAGCAAAAGGUUGUCUUGGGCACCGAGGUCGCACAGGAUGCGCGCAAGACGCUGGAGGAGGUUUAUAACACUCUCAAUCAGGAUUUGGAGGACGUCUUGCAAGAGAAUACCCCACAUGAGGCAGAUCCGUUGGAUAUUUGGGCCUCCGAAGCUCGCUCCCGGCGAGCGGCCGGCAAUCAUGCCGGUGGGUCCCGGUUGGAGAGGCGCCCGAAAGGGCCCUGGUCAGGGUUGAAUGGCCGCGUCGGAACGGAGUGA
This is a messenger RNA of Penicillium macrosclerotiorum, 1638 nucleotides long. RefSeq lists its product as uncharacterized. Lineage: Eukaryota; Fungi; Ascomycota; Eurotiomycetes; Eurotiales; Aspergillaceae. Bases 1 to 1638 code for a protein of 545 amino acids. The transcript has a single exon. The record is from RefSeq and is a predicted model, not a curated record.